ACGGAAAAUCCAUCGGCCCUAUCAUUUUUUUGGCCAUGAUCAUUUGCUUCAAUUGUGACUGACCCUGGGCCUCACUCAUAGAUAGGUAUCGCCCGCUAUUCAUUCCAAGGAUUUGGAAUCGAGAUCCAUACCUCAUUUUCUCUGCGCGACCUGAAUUCCUCUCACAUAACCCCCCAGCAAGCGAUGUCGGUGCGAUUCUCUAAUUGACUUGCCAUUUUCCCCAUACACCCAAGUUGCUCCAUCUGUCAACCUAAACCUGACAAAUGACGACCACAACGUCCGAUACUAAACGUCUUCAUAUCACCCCGUUCUCCCCCGACAUUCUUCCUUCCGUGCUGCCUGCGUCGAUUCGGUCUCUCGCUACCGAGAUCUCCUUCCAUUCCAUUCCAACCUUCCCAGAAAACGACUUCGGUUACGUGACCCUGCCAACCAUGGAGGCCGACAAGAUCAAGAAGAAGCUGAACGGCUCCAUCCUCAAAGGCAAAAAGUUCAAGGUGGACACCGCUAGGCCCAAAAAAAGAUCUCGGACCGAGGAAGAGGAUGCCGGCCAUGCUGCGCACAAGUCCUCGUCAGACAAGAAGUCCAAGAAGCAAAAGGCGGGAGAGGAAGUUCUGGAGGGGGUUGAGCUCCCGUCGGAUCGCAAGGUGAAGAGAGGCUGGACAGAGUCGGCAGAUGCCAAACAGGAAAGGCGCAAGGACGAGAAGAGGAACAAGAAGGGCAAGGAUGAAAAGGCGGCAAAGUCCCAAGCGAAAUCGAAGUAUACCGAGAAGUCGGAGUGCUUGUUUCGCACCAAGGUCCCCCCAAAUAAGGCAUCUACAGUCGACGAGAAAUCUGAGAAACAGACCAAGAAGAAGAAUAAGUCUUCGCAGGAGACCGUUGUUCAUGAGUUCUCCAAAACAGUUACACAGCCGAGUUUCUUACGAUCCGAAAACAACGGGUCCACGCCUACGUCUGGUUUUGAACAAGGCAAGGGCUGGGUGGAUGAGGCCGGAAAUGUGAAGGAAAACGUCAGCGAUCGGAUAAGGACAGACCAGUAUAGACCGGGACAAAAGGCCGGGGCCAAGGAGAAGGGAAAGUCCAAGUCGCAGAAGACCAUCAAGGAACCUGAACCUGCAGACGAGUCGGAGGAUUGGACCUCCUCCAGUGGCGAGAGCUCGUCCGAAGAGGAUUCUACAGACUCUGAAAGCGACGGAGACGACUCAUCUAGUUCGACGGAGGAAACGGAUGAUUCGUCAUCCAGUAGCGAUGACGAUCAGUCGGUACAUCCCGAACAAGAUAAGACAAAGAAUGACAACACACCCUCGGAAGGCGUCCACCCGUUGGAAGCACUCUUCAAGAGACCCGCACCCGGCUCUUCUGAAGUGAAGCCUGACACGGAGGAGAAUGCGCCAUUCAGCUUCUUUGGACAAGACGAUAUAGAGUCCGAAGAAGAGGUGGAAGAAAAGCCCGCCGGUCCGCAUACGCCUUUUACUAAGAGAGAUCUGCAAAACCGCGGGUUAAGGAGUGCUGCCCCAACGCCUGACACAGCUCUAGUUGGCCGGGGUAUUAACUGGAAUGGGUUGGGACCGGCUGAUCCCAUGGACUUGGAUGGUGCAAUGCACCUGACGACACCGAUACCCAAAGCCGCGGCUAAAGAGACGGAUGACUCGGAGUUUGUGAAAUGGUUCUGGGAGAACCGUGGUGACAACAACCGCGCCUGGAAGAGGAGGCGUCGCGAGGCUGCUAAGGAGCACAGACAGAGAGACAACCGCAGCAAGGGCAUGAAAGGAAAAUCCUAGGGCUGCGUUGCUGGUGCCUGACAUAUCUGCGUACAUGCAUGCAUGCAUCAUCAUCAUCAUCAUCAUCAUCAUCAUCAUCGGCGUUUUGGCUGGCAAGUUGCACUAUCUUGCCAUUUAUACUUCGCAUAUAGACAUGGAACAUUGCCGCAUCUAUCGG
Messenger RNA from Aspergillus heteromorphus CBS 117.55, 1935 nucleotides. RefSeq lists its product as uncharacterized. Lineage: Eukaryota; Fungi; Ascomycota; Eurotiomycetes; Eurotiales; Aspergillaceae. Gene Ontology annotation, molecular function: nucleic acid binding. The record is from RefSeq and is a predicted model, not a curated record. Bases 264 to 1778 code for a protein of 504 amino acids. The transcript has a single exon.